ACAGGCUGAGAUCCCAAGUCUGACCCUGCGAGCCCUGGACUUUCCCCCCGUACCCCUCCCGGUGCUGCUGCCUCAGGCCGCCGUCGGAGAUGCUGCGCAAGUUGCCGCGUGGUGCGCCGUAGCGGCUAUCGCGGGCAUCUGGCCUGUUCCCAUUCCUCCGCGUCAGUCUACAAGUUCCACUCUUCAUCUCUUCGCAGUCGUCCCGGUUGACACCAUGGCCGAUUAUCUGUAUGAGCUGCUGACUCCCCAUCUGGCCUCUCCGGAUGGCUCCUCUCUGGCGCCCGAGCACAACGUCACCACGGCUCAAUACCUCAAUCGAUUGCCCACCCUCUCUCUGCAGGCGUUGCAAGAAACCGAAUCUCAGUCGCUAGCGCAAUCCUCCCAUUCCACCCUGCUCUCGCUCCAAGCCCUGUCCAAUCGUUCCCACAAGACCUUCAUCACCUCCUCCGACGGCCUAUCAAACCUGCGCACCUCAAUCCCCCAGUUGACGCGAGACGCUCAGCAGCUUCGAGAUGCAAUCCCCAGACUCGACGAAGAGGCCGUCCAAUUCGCGUCCAAGUACAGCCGCGCCGCGGAAAAUGUGGCUCUGGAGCAGCGCAAAAAGGCCAUGCAGCUGGCGCGCAACGUUGACCGACUCUCCGAUAUUUUAGAGUUGCCCACUCUGUUGUCGACGACGGUCUCUUCCGCCGCGGCCAGCUCGGGUGCGACGACGGGCUCGUUUUCUACAACCUACUCGGCGGCUUUGGACCUAUACGCUCAUAUCAAGAGACUGCAAACCCUGUAUCCCGAUUCGCCGCUGGUCAAGGAUGUCGUGCUGCAAGCCGAGGAUGCCAUGAAGGAUAUGACUACGAACCUUAUUGCCGGUCUCCGGGCUCAGAACCUUCGACUCGCCGCGGCUAUGAGGACAGUCGGAUGGAUGCGCCGAGUGGCUCCCGAAUUGGAGAGCCUCCGGAGCGAUGGUGGGACUGGCUCCGGAGAAGGUGCUCUGGGAGCCUUGUUUCUGGUCUGUCGACUGGCGAACCUGGUGUCUACGCUGGAGGCAUUGGACCCCUUGCGGGAACUCGCAGAUCAGGAGACGCAGCGGAGAACGCAGAGCAUUGAGCGAAAGGACGGCACCGCCACUUCGUGGUCUGCGGGGCACCAAACCGAGAAGUUUUUGAAACGGUACAUUGAGAUCUUCCGUGAGCAGAGCUUCGCCAUUGUUUCUCUGUACAAAAACAUCUUUACCCCGGACCAGUCCGAGUCGGAUCUCGCCGUGGCGGGAUUACGGGGAAUUGAUGCGCGCAUCAAAGCAGCCCCGGCGCCCCGGCAGGAUGACCCGCUGCAGUCCCUCCCUUCGGCCCUGGCGACGUUUCCCAUGCAUCUGGUGCAGUUGCUGACGGGAACCUUGCGGGCCUAUCUGCCCAACGUGCAGGACAAAAGCUCGCGGGAGAGUCUACUCACGCAGGUCCUCUACUGUGCCGCUAGUCUCGGGCGGCUGGGUGGAGACUUCGGGAUGAUUCUGACCGAGCUGAGUGACGGAGACGACGCAGACGAGGUGGCCUACGAGUGGGAAGAGGUGACGCAGAAACACCGAGCGUUGGCCGGACGCCUGGAGCAGCUCACGAAUCCCAAGGACAAAGAGUCUCGACGGGCGUAGAGAAAACAAAGCGGAUGUUUCUAAAAAGGGGAGGUCAGCACACCCGCGCUAAACCCAACGGGGCACUAGCGUCGGGCGCCGGGUGACCUCCGCCUUUCAACGUUGUCUGGACCUUCUUCCCUUUCCCUUCUCUCUCCCUCAUGGAUUCCCCCGGGCUUCGUUGUCUCGUCUUUGAUUUCCUCUGAAACCCUUCCGUCCGUGGCUGGUGCGGGCUCUGCGACCUGCUUUGUUCCGCUUCCUUUGACGCCGUGUUUUGUGUGACGUUUCUCCCUUGCGGUGAUCUCCGAAGGAACAUAGAUCUUGACCGAAACUUCUGGCUAUAUACCCGGCUUUUCCUCAGCACCUAUUCCCUAUGGCUGCCUCCGCUAUUCCCUCCGGCGGGUUGAUCGACCCAAACAAGC
Molecule: messenger RNA, 2040 nt
Organism: Aspergillus steynii IBT 23096
Lineage: Eukaryota; Fungi; Ascomycota; Eurotiomycetes; Eurotiales; Aspergillaceae
Product: Dor1-like family protein
Exons: 2
Coding region: 215-1639 (474 amino acids)
Biological process (GO): cytoplasm to vacuole targeting by the Cvt pathway; intra-Golgi vesicle-mediated transport
Cellular component (GO): COG complex
Source: RefSeq, a predicted model, not a curated record